AUGACCCAGCGGAACAAGAGCAAAACACUUCCCAAGGAGCUGCCACUCUGCCCUGGCCCAAAGCUCAACUUAUUUCGACAUCACGACUCGCCGAUUGAAUGGAUUGAGCGAUUGGGCGACUAUGGGGGAACCCCAAUCGAAGGCUACGUCUUCCGAGCAAGAAUCGAAAACCGGGAGUAUGCGAUUAAGGUGUUCAGGUUCUUCGACCCUACUGAAGAUCCAAUGCUCUAUAGUUAUCUGCUAGCUGAUCCUACUCUGGAUAACAUUGUCCAUUCCGAUGACCCAUUUUAUUGCGAAUGUAAAGCUUACGGUCGCAUCAACGAACUUAUUAAGAAAAAAAAGUCGCCGUCGCUUUCCAAUGUUGUCACCCCAUGUCAUGGCUUCCUCUUCCUCAGUGACAGGAACACUCGGAACUUGGAGAAGAAGUUCUUGGUUAAACUAGGUUUGGAUGAAAUCAACCUGGAAUAUCAAGAAAGCACCGUUGGGGGGCUGAUGCCCAGGGCUAUUGUGAAGGACCUUGCGCCAGACCCAUAUGAUUAUUGGGAUGGGAGAAUGUUGAAUACAAUGCUCCGGGGAGUCUUAAACCUCAACCGGCACGGCAUCUACAACCGCGACAUAAAGGAGAAUAACUACGUGGGAACGCAACUUGUGGAUUUUGGCAGGGCGUGGACAUUGCCGAAUCUCAUCUACGACAACUUCCCUGAUCGCGAAAAAGAAGAGGAAGUGCUCAUUGAUGUGAUUAGAUUCAAAGAGAUGGUCCAAGAAUUGUUUGAGUAUAAUUACAUUACAGCUGAGGACUUGCGAGCAGUAAGGCACCCCAUGACGCGUCGGUCAGACGUGGAUAGCAUACCAGGCGAGCUUUUAAAGCUUCUAGAGGACAGCCAGGACGACCAGGACGACCGAGAUAACUGA
Clonostachys rhizophaga is the source of this 912-nucleotide messenger RNA. NCBI's taxonomy places the organism in Eukaryota, Fungi, Ascomycota, Sordariomycetes, Hypocreales, Bionectriaceae. The record is from the annotation of a GenBank genome assembly.